Messenger RNA from Gastrolobium bilobum, 1366 nucleotides. RefSeq names its product transcription factor MYB44-like. The transcript has 2 exons. The coding region runs from base 25 to 891 and encodes 288 amino acids. The record is from RefSeq and is a predicted model, not a curated record. Gene Ontology annotation, biological process: regulation of DNA-templated transcription. Gene Ontology annotation, molecular function: DNA-binding transcription factor activity, RNA polymerase II-specific; RNA polymerase II cis-regulatory region sequence-specific DNA binding. NCBI's taxonomy places the organism in Eukaryota, Viridiplantae, Streptophyta, Magnoliopsida, Fabales, Fabaceae. Gene Ontology annotation, cellular component: nucleus.
CGUCGUAGCGGUAAAAAUAGAGACAUGGAUCGGAUCAAGGGGCCGUGGAGCCCCGAAGAGGACGAGGCCCUGCAGAAGCUGGUGGAGAGGCAUGGGCCCAGGAACUGGACGUUGAUCAGCAGGUCGAUUCCGGGCCGGUCCGGAAAGUCAUGCAGGCUCCGAUGGUGCAACCAGCUGUCGCCCCAAGUUGAGCACCGGGCCUUCACGCCCGAAGAGGACGAAACCAUAAUCAGGGCCCAUGCCCGGUUCGGCAAUAAGUGGGCCACCAUAGCCCGGCUCCUCUCCGGUCGAACCGAUAACGCUAUCAAGAACCACUGGAACUCAACCCUCAAGCGCAAGUGCGUAAUGAUCAUGGACGACCAAACCGCCGCCGGUGGUGGUUUCAGCCCGCGGCCGCUGAAGAGGUCGGUGAGUGCCGGAGCGGCGCUGCCGCCUGGUAGCCCCUCCGGAUCGGACGUGAGCGAGUCGAGCGUUCCCGUCGCGGUGUCUCCUUCGCACGUGUUUCGGCCCGUGCCGGUUCGACCGCCGCCUGUGGAAACGACGUCGUCCUCCGAUGACGACGGUCCUCCGACAUCGUUGUCGCUGUCACUACCGGGGGUGGACUCGUUGGAAGUUUCGAAUCGGGUGACGGCGGCGGGGACUAAUUCCGUGCCUUUGAUGCCAGUAACCGACGUAACGGCUCAGGCUACGCCGGCGGCGCAACUGCAAACUCAAGGGAUUGGGUUGGGGGCAGUGAAUUUGAAUGGGGAGUUGAUGGCGGUGAUGCAUGAGAUGAUAAAGAUGGAGGUGAGGAGUUAUAUGGAGCAGCAAAAUGGGAUGUGUUUUCAGGGUGUUGAUGGGUUUAGGAACAUGUCGGUGAAGCGAAUUGGGAUUAACAGGGUCGAUUCGUGAGAAUUAGUGUUGGAAAAAAAAAAUGGGGUUUUGCGACUGAAGAAGAAAUGAUAGAAAAAAAGGAAGCUUUUUUCCUUUUUUUUGUUAAGAAUAAUUUGGGUUAAUGUACAGAGGGAGAGAGAAGCGAAGUGUACAUGGAAAUGGAAUUUCAUCCCUAACAAGCCCACACCGACUAGAGGCUUAGCAUGGAAAAUUUGAGAUUUUCUAAUUUUCAAUGGCUUGUUAGCCUCUUGCUUCCUUGGUCCUGUUCUCUAGGUUUAGUUGGAAAAGAAAAAAGUGGGCUUGGAGAUGGAAAGAGAGAGAAAAAAGGGUGGGAUAAAAAAAAAUGGAAUAUCCUCAAAUUUUCAGUAUUAAGUUCAAUUUAUUUUCUUAUUUGCACAAGCAUAAUGUCAAAUACUUGUUUUGGUUCAAAUCCAAAAUUAGGCAAACAAUCUUUCACGCACCCUCAACAAAAGGAAGUGAGUACUUAAAUUGA